CACAAAGACACAAAAAUACAUUCUUCUGUUGCCUGUAGAGUUCACAUCUUUGUCAAGUUAACUGCAGAAUAGAAAGUCAUUCUUCAGGAGGUGUUUUUAGGAGAAACAUACAGCUCUGAUCAGCCAGACUUCAUCAGUUUCAUUUCAUCUAAAGAUCCCACAGUGUAUUACACCAACAGAACCUCAGAGACGUAAGGACAAAGAGAGGAAGAUGAUGAUAUUCUGUCUGCUCAUGGCAGCUCUUAGCAGCCCUGUUUUUACUGAAGAAUGGAAGGCUGAUGUUGUAAAAAACCUUGAUGUCCUGGUUUCAUCCUGUGUUGUGGUACCCUGUUCAUUCACCCAUCCUAGAGGACCCCUGCCCACGUCCAGGCUCAGAGGAAUCUGGCAUCGUUCAAACAGUGGAGAUGAACGCAUCUAUCACGAGGAUAACACACUAAUCUUAGACAGCUUUAGGGGCCGCACAAAGUUGUUGGGAGCUUUGGGUCAGAACAACUGCACCUUAGAAAUCAUUGACAUUAAAGACCAUGACAAUGGCCCUUUCUGUUUCAGGAUUGAGUUAGCAAAAACAUCGACUGAUACAUCCACCACUGACAAGUUCUCCUUUGUUGAGCAGUGUGUCGAGUUUAAGAUGCUCACUGAUCCUCAAAACCUACAAUGACUUCCGCAAAUACAGCCAUUCAAAUCAUCCGUACACUCUCACCUGUUCAGUCACCCAUACCUGCCCUCCCACGUGCCUAAAACUCACAUGAAUAAGGGAACUGCAGACCAUGGCCACUGAGAUCCGCAGAGAAAUUCAAAGGGCUUGUGGGAGGUGCAGUCCAUCCUGACGUUCAUUCCUGAGGAGAAGGAUGACCACACUGAUGUCACCUGCACAGCAGAAUUUCAUGGAAAGCUCAAGUCCUCUAAAACAAUGCAACUCUAUGUAAAAACGUGAGAUCUUUUCACUCUGCUG
Morone saxatilis (striped sea-bass) is the source of this 952-nucleotide messenger RNA. Its product is annotated as myeloid cell surface antigen CD33-like. The record is from RefSeq and is a predicted model, not a curated record. Lineage: Eukaryota; Metazoa; Chordata; Actinopteri; Moronidae. Bases 212 to 658 code for a protein of 148 amino acids. The transcript has 4 exons.